AUGUCCAUGAGGUCGCAAAGAGUACCAGAAGAAUAUGUGCGGUGGACGAAGCUGCUUUAUGCGAAGCUUACCAACGUUGUACGGCAUGCUGUUGGAACAAGCAGGCCAUUUCCUGUAGAAGUAGGGGUUCAUCAGGGUUCAUCAUUCUCAUCCCUGCUGUUCAUACUUUUCAUGGACACGAUCAGAGUCUCGAGUAAUCUUCAAAAACAAGUACAAUCUUGGAAAGAGCGGCUGCAGCAACAUGGAUUGCGCCUCAGUGUAUCAAAAAGUGAGUACAUGGAGUGCGAACCAAGGAUAGAAAAUGGUUCAAUUCGUGUCGAUGGCACUGAAUUAAACAAGGUGGAGUGUUUCAAGUACCUUGGAUCCAAAGUGACUUCAAAAGCAGGUCGAGCACGUGUUAAUGCGGCAUGGAUGAGAUGGAAAAUGGCAACAGGUGUACUGUGCGACAAGAGAGUCCCUGUUCGAAUUGAAUUCGAAGAUCUACAGGACGGUUGUCUUUGUGUCCUGUUGCUCUUUACGGAUGUGAGUGCUGGCCGACGACGAAAGCAGUUGCAAACAAACCACUUGGAAACAGUGUUGCACGCUAUGGAGAUGCGGAUGUUGAGGUGGAUGAUAGGUGUAACGCUAAAAGACAAAGUAUCCAAUGACACUGCACGCUCCAUCUUCGGUGUCGCCCCGAUAACCAACAAGAUGAAGGAGGCGCGACUGAGAUGGUUUGGUCACGUCUUGCGGCGACAGGAAAAUUCUGUUGCCACAACCGCUCUGAAGCUCGAUGUUUCAGGCGUAGGGCCGCGCAGCAGACCAAGGAUUCGCUGGUUGGACCGUGUGAAGCUGGAUGUGUUAGAUGCGCGUUUAUGUACCGUUGAUGCACUGAAUUGA
This is a messenger RNA of Necator americanus (New World hookworm), 879 nucleotides long. RefSeq lists its product as uncharacterized. The record is from RefSeq and is a predicted model, not a curated record. Bases 1 to 879 code for a protein of 292 amino acids. Lineage: Eukaryota; Metazoa; Nematoda; Chromadorea; Rhabditida; Ancylostomatidae. The transcript has a single exon.